Messenger RNA from Salvia miltiorrhiza (redroot sage), 3386 nucleotides. RefSeq names its product peroxisomal adenine nucleotide carrier 1-like. The coding region runs from base 1713 to 2672 and encodes 319 amino acids. The transcript has 9 exons. The record is from RefSeq and is a predicted model, not a curated record. Gene Ontology annotation, biological process: ATP transport; fatty acid beta-oxidation; ADP transport. Lineage: Eukaryota; Viridiplantae; Streptophyta; Magnoliopsida; Lamiales; Lamiaceae. Gene Ontology annotation, molecular function: ATP transmembrane transporter activity; ADP transmembrane transporter activity. Gene Ontology annotation, cellular component: peroxisomal membrane.
UACCUUCACAUAAAAACUUAUACUUCAAUUCACACUUCCAAUCUCAUCAAAAAUAGCAACAAUUGAAAAUAAACAGAAAUGCCAAUUAACUCUAUGAUCCAUUUUUUUGGUUAUUGCGGUUCCAUCGUUGAAUGUUAUUCCAUAAAGAGUUCAAUUGGUAAGACGGUAUUUCACUUUUCAACCAACGCAACGAGUCAGUCUGAAUCACUUAAGAAGGGAUUUCUUGAAAUCUAACUUGAGCAUGGGGUAUUACAAAUUUGUGUUAAUUAGCUAAAUCUCAUAUUUUAUGUCGUUAAUUAGUUCAAUCACAUUUGCCUAUUUGCCUACUUUUUCUAAAUACAACUUAACCUAUAUUAUUAGAUUUAUUAGUGGACUCUAGGAAUAAACGUGUUUCGCGUUUCAACUAGAACGAAAAAUUUGAACAAGUUUUAUUUAAACAUCCAAUUUCAUUAAUUUGUUCAUAUAUUUUUAUUCUUUCACGAAAUCUAUUUAUUUUCAUUGGAUCCAUUUUCUCUGUGUAUAUAUAUAUACAUGAUUCACUCAAAUAUGUUAUUUGAAAUGUCAUAUAUGAAUAUACAAUGUAAUGAAGAUAAUGGCAUUGGACAUUAUUACUUAAUCUGGAUUUGAAGGUAGUUAAUAUAAAUUCCUAAAUUGGUAAUCAUUAAGAAAGACUGACAAUGGAAACUAAAUUCAUUAUUAUAGGAAAAUUACACUUACACAUCAUAUCUUUUAGGCAUUUAUGCAUCAUAUUGAUAUGAAAAAAUAUUAGAUUGAUAAGACUAAUAUAUUUGACUAAGAAAAAUAUAAAAACUGACAUAUAAUUUAUCAAAUGAUUACAUAUUAUGAACGUCUCGUUAGAUAUCCUCCUUUUUCCUCAAAAAUAAUAAUAAUAAUAAUAACAACAACAACAACAACAACUCGUUAGAUAACACUUUGUUAAUUUCCUAAUAAAUGCAAAAUAUAAUGAAAUCAAUGUUUACUGUUGAUUUUUUGAAUAUUAAUUCUGCUAAGAUAAUGUUUAAAAAGAUAGUAAUAAAUUUGCUUCCAAUACCAUAAAUCUAUCUAAUAAAGUGAUCAAUCUACCGUAAAAUUAAAUAAUUUAAGAAUUGAAAAUUGUUUCUAAUUUAUAUCUUAAAAUGAAUUUUUAUUUUAACUUAACCCAUAUAAAAAAGAAUUAAUUUGUAUGGAAAUCAAUCAUGAAUCAUGAUCAUCCAUUUAAUUAAGAUCAAGGGGUGCAAAUUGAUUUUUCAUUACCGUAAAAAAGCAUAUUAAAUCAUAUAUACAUGAUCAUCCAUAUAAAAAAGCAUUAAUUGGUCAUCCAUAUAUAUAUAUAUAUAUAUAUAUUAAAAUCAUAUUUAAAAUUUCGUCCAAAAUACACAUAAAAUAUAAAUCAUUUUAAGACAAUAAAAAAAAAAUAUCCUAAGAAGAAAAACCUCUAUGCUUCUUUUAGGGGAGAAAAACCUCUAUAUUAAAAGAAUAAAAAUAAUAAAAUAGACUCUAAAAAAAUAAAAAAUAGCAAUAUUAAAGCAGUAGGGGAUUAGACGGCAAUAUCCCAUACUAGACUUUCCAAAUCCCAAUACGAUUUAAUAGACAGCUCAGCUCUGACCGCGAUCACACCACCUCUCUCAUCAUUCUCCGCCGCCGCCGCCGCCGCCGGCGAAUCUAUCCAUCGCCGCUGUUCGCGGAACACUCGAGAAGGUUGGGAUUAACCGAUGGCGAUUGAUAUGGAGUCGUUAGUGGAGGCGACAUCGGGUGCGGUAGGUGCACUGGUCAGCACCACCAUCUUGUAUCCGCUCGACACAUGUAAAACUAGGUAUCAAGCUGAGAAUCGAGCUCAUCACCACCAAAGAUACAGGAAUAUUUCAGAUGUUCUGUGGGAAGCAAUAUCCAAAGGUCAAGUACUGUCAUUGUACCAGGGGCUGGGCACGAAGAACUUGCAGUCCUUCAUUUCACAAUUUAUCUACUUCUAUGGGUAUAGCUUUUUCAAGAGGCUGUACUUGAGAGAAAGCAAAUCUAAAUCCAUAGGAACUGCCGCUAACUUAUUAAUUGCCGCUGCUGCUGGUACAUGCACAGCCAUAGCGACACAGCCUCUUGAUACAGCAUCUUCAAGAAUGCAAACAAGUGAUUUUGGAAAAUCAAAAGGCUUGUGGCAAUCUCUCUCAGAGGGCACUUUUAGUGAUGCAUUUGAAGGUCUAGGAGUUUCCCUUCUACUUACUGCAAAUCCGUCUAUACAGUAUACAGUAUUUGAUCAGUUAAAAAAUAGGCUUCUAAAGAGUAAUAUGGAGAAACAAAGGGAUGAUGUGUCAUCUCCAGAAGCUAUUUCUGCUUUCUCCGCUUUUGCUUACGGUGCAGUCUCGAAGUGUAUUGCUACCUGUUUAACGUAUCCAGCUAUAAGGUGUAAAGUGGUGAUUCAGUCAGCAAAAUCAGAUGAGAGUGAAGAUGGUAAGCGUCAAUCGAGGCCCCGUAACUCCAUCACUGGAACUCUCUGUUCUAUCUGGGAAAGAGAAGGGAUACUCGGCUUCUUCAAAGGGCUGCAGGCACAAAUGCUGAAAACAGUCCUGACCUCAGCACUGCUAUUGAUGAUAAAGGAGAAGAUUACGAAGAGCACAUGGGUCCUAAUGAUCGCACUAAGGAGGUUUAUGUUGACGAGACCCAACUUAAAGAGUUCUUGAAGAAAUCUUGGUGAAUCAGUGAGAUGUUCACCGUGAGGUUUAGAUGCAGUGAGAUUGAUGUCCACCAAUCACUCUAGUUUAAACUAACAUGAAAAGGCAGAGCAGUGGAAGCACGACGGGGCCUAUGGCGGCCAGGGUAAGGCCGGAAGCCCCGUUGGGGGAAAUACCGGUGAUGUUGGUGAGGAGAACGACAAGCCAGUCAUCUUCAGAACCAACCCCGAUGCUGGAGUAGCCGGUAGAGUUGAGGUAAGUCGCGUAUUUUGACGUGAAAUCGGAGACCACGAGAUUCUGCUGGUUGGGGAUACAGGUGGGUAAGAUCUGGCUGCUGCCGGAGGCGUUGGUGGCAUUCAGAACGCAUUUCGACAUGAUGGCGGCAUAGCUGGGAAAGGUCGUAGCGUUGAAAGCCGUCGCGUUGAAAGUCGUUGCGUUGGUGCAGCUUUGGUUCUGAUAAGUAUCUGCGAUUUCAUCGGCGAUGCAUUCGGCGACGGUGGUGGUGGCCAGAGCUGUGAGGUUCAAGUUGGCCCUGUAUUGUUGGAUCCCUUUGAGAAGAUCAUCAUCCUCUGCGUUACCCAGAAACAUUAAUGCAUAUAUGAUUUAGUGUGAUAAACAAAAUAAUAAGUGAUGAGAAUUGAGAGAUGCAGUGAUUAAGUAGAAAAUGCAACUGGUAAUAAAUAUACAAAGGAAUCAUAAACUAUAUGUCAAUUUUCAAUUGCA